AUGCACUCGACCAGGACGGACGCGAGGGAGCCAGCGAGCCCCGGGACACAAACUGCUGAUGCUAAUAAUAGUACUGUUGCUACUGAUAGAACUAUAACUGCUACAACAACAGCUACAGUUGAUACUACUGCUAAUGUUACAGCUGAUAGUACUACAACUGCUACAACAAAAACUACUGAUGAUACUACUACUACUACUGCUACAAGUGAUAGUACUACAACUGCUACAACAAAAACUACUGAUGAUACUACUACUACUACUGCUACAAGUGAUACUAUAUUUAGGAGAAAUAACUCUUUGUACACUUUCAAGGACACGUCAACAACCUAUGCAACAGAAGCAAUAGCGCCGAGUUCUGUGGCAGGGCGACGGCUGAAACAGGGAGAACGGAAAAAAGUUAGAAAUUUAGGUAUAUCCAGUAUGCCCAAGUACACCCGGCAAGCUAAAGUCCCGAUACAAGGAAACCCAGUACAAGGCCGCUGUGGGGACAAGGUAGGCUCAGCGAGGGUUUGUGAUAUACCUCCGUCCGUCGUGGCAGGUUCGCCGGCGGAAGAAUGGAGCUACAGCGUGGAGGUGGGCGCGGACACUUCCUGGACGAAGAAGGAGGACGUGAAGCGAAUCCAACCUCCUCAGGACGCAGUGUGUACCUGUGCUGACGGGGCGCUGGAGUGCAAAGACAGCGACGGAAUGUGCGCAUGCGUCGGCCCCGAGAUGAUUUGCAAUGGGUAUGAAGACUGCCCUAAUGGAGAAGACGAACUGCGGUGCCAAGGCAUUCAUAGUUGUCGAGGUUACAAGUGCGCGAGUGGGAUGUGCCUUCCCAGAAAGGACGUGGAGUGCGACAACGUGCAAGACUGCGAUGACUACAGUGACGAGAUGGGAUGCGGGCUCUCCCACUUCACCCCGGACUGCAGUGCCCCUGACCAAUUCACUUGUGCGGAUGGUAACUUCUGCAUAUCCGUAUCGUGGCUUUGUGAUCGUGACUUCGAUUGCCAUGACCGGUCUGAUGAGGCUAACUGCUCGUCUGUAAACACAUGUGGCCCUUCCUACCAUCGCUGUGGAGACGGUCACUGCAUCUUCGUCACGUGGGUUUGUGACUCAGAGCCAGACUGUACCGAUGGUUCAGACGAACAGUCAUGCGACCGCACAGGCGACCACACGUGCCGGUCCGACCAGAUCACAUGUACCGUGGACGGUCGCUGUGUUAUGAAGCACUAUGCAUGCGACGGCAAGAACGACUGCGGCGAUUGGUCAGACGAACGGGAUUGCAACAGCUCGUCUUGCAAUCCGAAUGAUUUCAGGUGUCGAGGAGGAGCCUGCCUCGACUUCCACUGGGUGUGUGACGGGUCUGAGGACUGCGACGGCGGCGAGGACGAGGAUAACUGCCCUGAUCCUGCCGAUGACCUAGGACCUUUCAUUACGAGCCAAGAGUGCCCCGAAGGCCACCUCUACUGUCCUCCCAGAUGCGUCUCUCCGGAGUGGCAGUGUGAUGGGCACAACGACUGCCCCAACGGAGAGGACGAGACGCACUGCGAAAUCACGUGCGCCACGGAGGAAUUCACGUGCUCGUCCGCCAUGUGUAUUCCCUGGAGCCACGUGUGCGACGGACACCAGCAGUGUUUACAUGGUGAUGACGAAUUCGAGUGUCAGACCAUCGAGUGCGAGGACCAAGGGUGUUCCCACGCCUGUCACUUCGGCGGAGAAACGUGUCUUUGUCAGCCCGGAUUCACGAUCGCCGAGGACAACGUCACGUGA
This is a messenger RNA of Penaeus indicus, 1752 nucleotides long. Its product is annotated as sortilin-related receptor-like. Gene Ontology annotation, cellular component: plasma membrane. Lineage: Eukaryota; Metazoa; Arthropoda; Malacostraca; Decapoda; Penaeidae. Gene Ontology annotation, molecular function: protein binding. Bases 1 to 1752 code for a protein of 583 amino acids. The transcript is spliced from 13 exons. The record is from RefSeq and is a predicted model, not a curated record.